AUGGGUGGUGAGCCUCUCAGUACUGCUGUACACGUCUUCCAUGGUCCACUGGAAGCCUUCAAAUACAUUACAAAUGCUAUGCAUGGCGUCUAUGAGAUCAUGGAUUACACAUUAGCCUGGCAAUGUGGCAAUUGCUAUGGAGAACAGCCAACUUCCUACGUGAGGUCAGCUUUUGACAAGUCAUCAAUUUCCCCUGAGCGAGCCCUCCUUGUCGACGAACAAUGUGGUACUCAGCGGACUCUCUUGCACGCGGUCGCCGCAAACCUGGCUGACUCGGUAAUCGUGCCUUUCGACGCAGGUGAUACCUUGCACAUUCUCAAGUUACUCCUUGAUGUUCACGUCGAUUUACAUCCUCGAGAUAAAUAUGGCGCAACACCCUUGGACUAUCUCUGUUAUGGAACACAUCAUUUCGUUGGCACGAUCAACGAAGAGAAAUAUGAGUUGGCCGUGCAUCAAUGGCUCCAGAUGUUACAUUCUCGGGGCUUGGACCUACACGAAUAUGCAAAGCAAGAGGCUCGACUGCAUCCAAAUGGAAACCUGAUACACUGUCGGCAAAUUAGAAAGGGAGUUAGGCGGAAAAUUCUGUUUAGAUACGGGGACAUGAGCGACAACCUGGAAAUCAGUGUCAAGGACAAGAGAGAAGACGCUCCUCUCGAAGAGUUGAUCCCAGGGAGCUGGCCUGACGUUGACAAUGAUGGUCGUGAUAUCAUAGACCAUAGCGAAACAACUCCAGGCUGGGAUCUAGUAUUUGAACCGUUAGUCUCAGGCGGUGUGGAGUGA
Molecule: messenger RNA, 780 nt
Organism: Aspergillus melleus
Lineage: Eukaryota; Fungi; Ascomycota; Eurotiomycetes; Eurotiales; Aspergillaceae
Exons: 1
Coding region: 1-780 (259 amino acids)
Source: RefSeq, a predicted model, not a curated record